Molecule: messenger RNA, 5472 nt
Organism: Schistocerca nitens (vagrant locust)
Lineage: Eukaryota; Metazoa; Arthropoda; Insecta; Orthoptera; Acrididae
Product: nucleolar complex protein 4 homolog A
Exons: 10
Coding region: 50-1555 (501 amino acids)
Biological process (GO): ribosome biogenesis
Cellular component (GO): small-subunit processome; Noc4p-Nop14p complex; nucleolus
Source: RefSeq, a predicted model, not a curated record
UUGAGAGUCUCUGAAUAGCCUGUCAGUGUUUGUUUUGAAAACGUAGACCAUGUGUUCGAAAGAGCUUCGUAAUAAAGUUUUGUUCUUUUUAGAGAACAGAAAAUAUGCAAAUAAUCUCGUCGACAUACUUUCCUUAAUAGAUGGCAGUGAGAAGAAAUCACAGGCAGCGAUACUUGCAUUGGAGCUUGCAUUUUCAGAAGUACUAAAACGAGGAGACUUGCGUAAUGUGCCCCAGAGUAUUACACUAAAUGAGAGUGAUGCAGAGCAAAUAUAUAAAUUGUGGCUGCGAGAAAGAUAUGAGGAAUACUUCGACAAGUUGUUGUGGACCAUAGAGAAAGGAAAACUUGCAGCACAGUUACAAGCUCUGUCGAGUGCUGUGAAACUUUACAUUGUACUGGAAGGAAGAUACCCAUUGGAGAAUACAAUAAAUAGUGAAUACUAUUUUCCUUUGAAUAGGUUAAAGUUUAUCAUCAGCAAACUUCUGUCAAAUGAGAGGGCAAACAGUCAACUAAUUACCAGGCUACUUGAAUAUACAUCUUGCAAAGACUUCUUACAGUUUACUUGGAAGGUGCUUCCUUCAAUAGUUGUUAUGGAAAGUAAACCCAAUGAGAUUUUUCUUAAUAACUUAAUUGAAUUACUGGAUAAAAUUCCAAUCCCAAGGAAGGAAGAGGAAGGAAAAAUGACUUUGUUGCUAUACAGCAGUGAAGAACAGAACUGUUUUGUGCCUAAAACUCAACUUAUGCAGAAGUGGCUUAACAAAGUUUGGAAUUGUAUGAGCAAGUGGGAGUACUGGAAUUACUCCCCAGUAACUCAACGGCAUUUGCUUGUAGUUUUGCUUGAGAAAAUCCUUCCACAUUUGGAAAAACCACUGCUUCUUACAGACUAUUUUAUUGACUCUAUGGAUGUGGGUGGUCCUGUUAGUUUACUGGCACUACAAGGAAUUUUUACUCUCAUACAACAUCAUAAUCUGGAGUAUCCUAACAUUUACAAGAAGCUAUAUUCAUUAUUUGAGCCAGAGAUAUUCCACACUAAAUACAAGGCUCGGUUAUUCUACUUAUCAGACAUUUUUCUGAGUUCAACACAUCUUCCAGAGAACUUAGUUGCAGCAUUUGUGAAACGUCUCUCAAGGCUUGCUCUUCUGGCACCACCACAGGACAUUUUGAUCAUAUUAAGAUUUGUGGGAAACUUGUUAAUACGCCAUCCAGGCCUGCAGAUACUUGUGAACUGUAUGCAAGGACAGCAAGUGACAGGUGAUCCCUUCAUUAUGGAAGAAAGUGAUCCAGUAAAAAGCCAUGCAAUUGAAAGCUCAUUGUGGGAAAUCCAGGCUCUGCAAACACAUCAUAUUCCUAGCAUUGCAUCUGCAGCUAGGUUUAUCAACUUUCCUCUACCAUCUCUGGAGUGGGAUCUGUCAGAUGUGUUGGAGGUGUCAGCAAAUGAUAUGUUCGAAAGAGAAUUGAAGAAGAAAGUUAAAGAUGUCAUAUUAACUUUUGAAAAACCAACAUCUCUUUCAUUACCAAGUGGCGAGAGGCUGUCGGAUUAUUGGUCUCUUGUAUGAUUAUCGGGUGUUCUGGACAGGGUGACUUUUGUGACAUUGCCCGUGAGGACAUGAAGUAUAUAUAAUAGAACCUUGACAAGCAUUCCAAGAUUUUUUUUUUUUUGUCUUACACACAACGAAUUUGAGAUUGCUAAUGUGUAUUGCUAAAAACUUUGGCUGCACUUUGAUCUGCUUUUGUAUGCUUGUAUAUAUAACUUAAGUAACAGAUGUUCUGUAUUAUAUUAAAGCUUCUCAUUCACUUACACUUGUGAUUCCCAUUUUCCUAGAGAAUGAUCACCAAUCCAUUGGUAUUAUUUUUUUAAUAAUUGUAAAAUGUUAACUGAAAUGAUUUGAUAAGUUUCAGAGGUAUAUAGUUUUGCUAUUACUCUAAAAAUAUAAGAACUGUACAUGUGUUUAUUUUAGAAUUUUACUGGAGUUAUCAAUAAUAUGUGAAACUGUGCCACUGAUAUGUUUGAUGACAACUCAUUGGCACUGAACUGACUAGUAUUAAAUGUGCUAUUGAUAUGUUAACCAAAACACCACGUAUUUUAAACAAGUGAAACUAUUUCUUUGAGUUUAAAGUGUAAAUGGAAUAAUGUGUAAAACAUGUAAUAAAUUAUAUAACAUUUUAUAUAUUAUAAAAGCACAGAAUUCCUGUAACACUGCACAUAAAAUUUGCUAAGCAUUUAACUAUUUUGCAGCUGGGAGUAAUCACAGCAAGGCACAAAAACUGAAAUAAAAUGUUUUACAUGUUAGAAGCCUUAGAGUUGCAUGACUUUGCAACCAAUUUGUUAACAUACAAGUAACCUGACAAUGUCUCGGAUCAGUCAGAUGAAAAAUGGUUACAGCAUAUAGAUUUUGUAAGAUUGUGAUUUGUACAGUUGGUCAUUAUUAAUAUUUAGUUGAAGAACGGUAUAGUGCCAAGAAUAGUGGUUUGAGUAUAAAGUGUCAGGUACAAAACUAUGGAUAUUCCCUUCAGUCGUGUUGGACAACUACAUGACCCAUUUGUGGUUCCAAAUGAUGUUGACAUUGGCGGAUUUAACCCUGUAAGUUAUGUGGCAAUAAGGUCAGAUCCCUACUAAAAUUCCAAAUUUUACAUAGUAAUCCGUGUAAACCCUUCUUUGUUAUUCAUAUGCUAUGUACCAACUUUUUCUUGAGCAUGAAAGAUGGUUCCUGUCACAUAAUAUGCCACAGAUACUUUUUUUUCUUUCUCCCCUCCUCCUCUUCACCAUUUUGUGGCAUGGGUUCUAAAUGUGUCACCUUACAUAGGGCCAUAAAAUCUCAAGAAAAGCCUCCACAGUUCUGUUGCCACUUUGUCAAUACAUCCAACUCCAUCAUCCAUAAAUAUAUAUCCAUUAAGCUGCAUAAGCUAUACAGUCUCUGUAUGAUCCAAUUCCUUGAGAUAUAGUAGAUGGGACAGGUUGAAAGAUGAGUCUGUGGUAACAAUGCAUACCAACAAAGAAACAGAAAUCAGUACUACAGAAACCAAGCCUGGGGCUGAAUCUUUAAUGUCAUCCAAAAUUCUUCUAUCGUGGAGAAAAUGAACAUCAGUCCUAAGUCUCCAUCAUAAAGACUUAGAUCUGGAGAACCCCUUGCAGAUUAGUUUCUUAGUUUUUCUCAAAAUGAGAAUAUAUUUGAUUCUGAUAUGAACUGUAGGUCUUUAUCAGGAAUUAAUGCACGGUACAAACCAAAAGGGACUGACAGUAGUUUCAACACUAAAACACAGUAUAUAAAUACAGUUACCUAACACAUGGAAAUGGAAACACACAAAAGUUGAAGCUGAGCAGCUAAUUGCAGUGAGGGCAGUAUUAAACAUGGAGCUCAGUCAGGUGACACACAGGCAAACAGAACAGAAAUUUUGAAUCGUGCAGCUAUAUAUUAAAAGAAUGAAGUCAGUGUGAUUCAAUGCCGAGAAAGAUGAAAUGACUAUUUUACAUUUAAAACGUUAGAAUAAAAAUGAGAAAACUGAUAAGUCUUAUAGGAAUUUCUAGUAGAAUAAAAAUACGUUAGGAUUAAAGGAGAUGACUCACCAAAACAGAGAAGAAUUGAGUUGUCAAUGAGAACACACAAAAAAGAAUGAAAACUAGCCUUUGGAGUUAUCCUUUGAUGCGCUAGAGUAAAAUACACAACCCUCCCCCCCCACACACACACACACACACACACACACACACACUUCUGGCCCUACAUGGUGCCAGCUAGACUAACAGUGCCAACACUGUUUUGCAGCAGGUAGACUAGUUGUAUUGGGGGUAGUGUCGGAUUGGGUGGGAUGGGUAGAGGGAGAGGGUCUGGAAGAGGGUGGCUUGCAGCUUGGUGGGAGGAUGCUGGUUUGCUAGCUAGGAAUGCAGGAAGGAAUGGUGGCACAGGUAUGUGGGCUGGCAUGACCGUAGCGGCCAGUAGGGGAAGCUGCACGUGCUGAAGGUGAUGUAGGAACAUGAAUGUGGAGGGAGUGACAGGACAGAGGAAGGGUAAACUGUUGGGUGGAGAGUGCGGGGCAAUGGCCAUUCAUACUGGUGGAUAGCUAGGCAUCACCUUCCUGGACAUUGACCUCCACCUCUGUGAUGGCUCCAUCCACAACUCUGUUCACAUUAAAUCCAUGAACCAACUACAAUGCCUACAUUUUGAUAGCUGCCAUCUCACCCAGACCAAAAAAUCCAUCCCAUACAGCCCAGACACCCGCAGACAAUGAUUUGCAGUGAUGAGAACUCUCAUGCCACUAUAGAGCAAUACCCCUCAAAGCUAGCCCACAAACAGAUUUCUUGUGCCAUAUCCUCACACACCCCUAAUCCUUCUACCACCUCCCAAGAAUCAGCUGCAAUGGAGUGCCCCCAUCACCUCAUAUCACUGCGGACUGUAACAAUUGAAUUAUAUCCUUCACCAGGAGUUUGAUGAUCUCUCAUCCUGCCCUGAAAUUAGGGACAUCUUACCCAAGAUCCUUCCUAUCCAUCCUAAAGUGGUGUUCCAUCAUGCACCCAACCUACACAUCAUCCUAGUCUAUCCCUAUGCCACUUGCACUCCCAGCCUGUUGCCACAAGGAUCAUAUCCCUGUGGCGGACCAAGUUGGAAGACCUGCCCGAUCCACUCACUCAGCACCUCCUACUUCAGUUGUGUCAGAGGUCUAUCCUACCCCAUCAGAGGCUGGCCACCUGUGAAAGCAGUCAAGUCAUAUACCAUCUCUACUGCAAACAGUUUGUGUUGGUAUGACUCCCAGGCAACUGUCCACCACCAUGAAUGGCCAUCACCAUACUGUUGUCAAGAACAAAGUCAACCACUCAGUGGCACAACUUGCAGCUGAGCACAAUAUGCUCAAUUUCAGUGGCUGCUUCACAACCUGAGUUAUCUGGAUCCUCCCUUCACCACUAGCCUCUCUGAACUACACAGAUGGGGAUUAUCUUUGAAUCUCAUUCUGGCCUCAAUCUCAGGAAACCCACUGUCUCUGCAUCCCCCACCCAACAGUUUCCUCUUCCUCUGUCCUGUCCCCCCACCCAUUUCACAUCUGCAUAUCAUCUUCAGAGUGUGCCACUUCCCACUGGCUGCUACAGUCAUGCUAGCCCAUAUACCGGCAACCCCUCCCUCCUGCAUUCCUAGUGGGAAAACCGGCUGCCUCUCUCCGUGGCACCCACCACAGUCCAUCUCUCUGCCUCCCUCUCCCUCCACCCACCCCACCCAACACUACACCCACUAUGACAGCUCACCAGCCUCAAAAUAGCAUUGGUACUGAUAAUCUGGCUGACACCAUACAGGGGCAGAGACAUGCGUGUGUUUGUGUAUUUUACUCUAGCUCAUCAAAGGACAACUCCGAUAGCUAGCAAGUUUCUUUCUUCUGGGUGUACUUAUCAACAACUCAAUGCUUUGCUUCUGUUUUUUGGUGAGUGGUCUCCUUCAAGAGUGCCCAUACCUGGGGCAAGAAAGGGGCAUGCUCCCUCCCCCCCAACCCC